Dictyostelium discoideum AX4 is the source of this 507-nucleotide messenger RNA. RefSeq lists its product as hypothetical. The transcript has a single exon. NCBI's taxonomy places the organism in Eukaryota, Evosea, Eumycetozoa, Dictyosteliales, Dictyosteliaceae. The record is from RefSeq and is a predicted model, not a curated record. Bases 1 to 507 code for a protein of 168 amino acids.
AUGGGUACCUUCAACAGUGAUUUACUUUGCAAAAUCUGUAUGUCAAACAUCCCAAUGGAUUCCUCAUACAUCUUUGGUCGUUACUAUGGUUUAAGAGCUAGCCCACCAAGAGUUAUCGGUGGUGUUUUACGUACUGAAGCUGACGCCUGGUUCGGUUCAUACUGUAGCAAACCAACUUCAAUCUAUUACAUUAAACCACAAUGUGUCUGUACCAACACUACUUCACCAUUAAAGAUUGAUCAAACUCGUUACUCCUCAUGGUUUGAAAACGGUAAAACUGUCUCUCAAUUCGGUGGUAUCAUCACCAACACUGGUUCAGUAACCGUCACCAACCCAAUCUUCACCUCAUCUCCACUCCGUCCAAACUCAAUCUGGGGUCUUGCUGUUGAUGAAACCAAAAAUACUUGGGCUCUCCAAUGGUAUCCAGUCAUCCAACCAGGUCAAACUUUCUCAUUCGGUUACAUCAUCGACGGUGAAGACCAAAUUGCUUUCCAACCAACUGCAUAA